AUGAAAUGUGGAAACUCGUUCAUAGAAUUACAUAUAUAUAUAUUAAUAGUUUCAGAAUUAUUAGAUUGGAGUAAUAAGGAUAUUCUAGUUGCGGCCUUGCGUAGCACCUACUACAAGUGGAGUUGGGAUACGCAGAGAAUAUCAGGACGCGGGGGCACAACUUACAACAUUCAAACAUGCAAAUUCGACCCUAAUGGAUAUAGGCUUGCGUUUGGUAUGAAGGAAUGCUCUAUACAGAUACAUGACACAGAAACAAGCAAGCACCUAGUACAUAAGAAAUGUACGUGUUAUAUUAAAAAUGGUUGUUCAAUUACCUCACUCGAUUGGAGUCCCACGGGAAAUGGCCUUAUUGUUGGGUGUUCUCGGGGCGAAGUAACGUCAUACACUUACGAUCUUAAAAUCGUGGCAUUCUUCUGCAAGAGACCCAAGGUCUAUGUAGUCAGCUGGCCGUUUUUGCAAUUACAUCGUGUCGUUGUGUUUGAAGAGUCUAUUCCAACGGCGAUGUCUUGGCAUCCUUGGUGUAGCGCGCUUCUAUGCCUCGGUGGUGUGACCAACGCGAACCACACGCAAGUAGCGGUGUGCUCAGUUCCUAAUGGGAAGAUGCAACAAACAACGCUAGUGGGGACAUACAGCUUAGACGCGAUGCUCUUCAGCAAUAAGUCUGGCGAAUUAGUGUUGAGUCUAUAUAAUACAGAAAGAGGCUUACAAUACCCGAAAAUCAGUUCUCGCCUCGUAGUAUUAAGCGACCUUUCAACUGUGGUGGACCAAUGGUCUGAUGACGGGCGGACUGGACUCGAUCGAGUUCGGACUAUGGUUAGCAAUCCCGAUGGAACCAAGCUAGCCACAGCGACGUUCGAUGAAGAUUUAAUAAUAUGGAAUUUUCUUCCGGAAACCAAAGAGAAGACAAAGUCAAAAAGAAAUUUGACAUCAAUAGCGGUAUACUUAGAUAAUUUAGCAGGUUUCUCUCGCUGA
This is a messenger RNA of Pieris macdunnoughi, 972 nucleotides long. Lineage: Eukaryota; Metazoa; Arthropoda; Insecta; Lepidoptera; Pieridae. The record is from the annotation of a GenBank genome assembly.